AAUGCAGGCGCCGACGCGACGCCGGGCGGGGCAGGGGCCGUACUGGACGGGACGGACUCGGAGAGGGACUCGCCACGCACAAGGCCCCAAAGCGCCACACCGGCUGCCAGCGGCCACGCCACUGAGGCUCUUUAGAAGCGCCGAGCCGACCGGAGCCAGGGUAUCGACAGCGUGGACACCCUCGAGCGAGAGCCGUGUACACACAGGAUGGAGGGCCAGCAGGACGACGGCCAGCAGAGCUCGGCGUUGGAGCUGGCGAUGUACCCCAGGGCCGCCGAGCCUCACGAGGGCGCCCAGCAGCCACACGAAGUCGCCCAGCAGCCACACGAGGUGGCCCAGCAGCCGCACGAGGUGGCCCAGCAAGCACUGGAUGGACAGCCGCAAGCGAUGGAUGUGCCGCAGCAGCCCUUGGAGGUGCCCCAGCAACAGCACGACGUGCCCCAGCAACAGCAUGAGCAGCAGGCGUCUCACGUCCAGCAGCAGGACGUCCAGGCACAGGGUCACCACCACCACACCGUGCAUCACCAUCACCACCAGCUGCAGCACUACCACCCGCACCCCCACCACCCGCACUACCUGCACCACGGACACCACGAGCCGCUGGGACACGCCAUCGCGCACCCGGUGGCCCACCCGGUGGCGCUGCCCGCCGCCAUGCACGCCCCUACCCACGGCACGCCCGGCGAGGCCAACGUGCACCUGGUGAUCCCGCCGCAGCCGGCCCACCAGGGCGGCCACCCGGGCGGCCACCACCAGCCCGUCGAGGCCAGCGUGGCGCUGCUCAUGCACCCGCCGCAGCCGGCGCACCAGGGCGGGCUGGGCGGCCACCUCACCGUGCACCACACGCACACGACCACCGUGUACAGCACGGCGGGCGGCACGACGGGCGCCGCGGCCGCCACCACCGCGUUGUACGACAACUACGAGCAGACGCCCUGGACCUUCUUCCCGCCCGACUACCCCGUCCCCGAGGACGAGUACCGGCUGCUGGACACGAUCAAGAUGCCGGGGCAAAGCCGGGGAGGCUUCCACAUCAGCGACAUCCUGGAGCUGAACGAGGCCAAGGGCGCAGACGGCGACCACCCCACCCAACACCCUCUAUCCAACGGCCUCCCCCUGCUGCUGGGCAGCACCCCCCAGGACCUGGUGAACCUCUACAGCCACCCGGCCUUGCUGGGCCACCCCCUGUCCGGGGCGCCCGGCGACCACCUCGGCGGCGGCCUCGGCGGCCACCUCGGCCACCUGGGGCCCCUCACCUCCCUGCACGGCGGCGCUCCCCCGCGGCCCUGGAGCCACGACAACCGGGACCAGCCAUCGCCCGCGUCCGAUCCAGGAAUGCUCCCGCCCCAGGGACCUCAGCAAGUCUCCCCGGACAGCACGUCGCACCACAGCGCCAGCCUGGAGACGGCGGGCACCGAGCUGUCCAUGGACUCGACGACGUCCUCGCAGCACGCCGCUGACUCCACCCGGGUGAAGCACGAAGCGGCCGCGAACGGCGACGCGACGGCGGCCCACGACCAGAGCGGCGACCGGGGCCGCGACCCCCGGGACCGGGAUGACAACUCGGACCAGGACCACGACGACGACGAGAUGAUCGACGACGAUGACAUGGAGGCGGGAGAGACGGCCUUCGGCGAGUCCGAGGGCGGCCAGGGCGGCCCGGGCGGCGGCUCCGGCGGCCACCCCGGCGGCGUGCAUAAGAAGAGGAAGAGGCGGGUGCUCUUUAGCAAGUCGCAGACCUUCGAGCUCGAGAGGCGCUUCCGGCAGCAGCGCUACCUGUCGGCGCCCGAGCGCGAGCACCUCGCCUCCCUCAUCCACCUCACGCCCACGCAGGUCAAGAUCUGGUUCCAGAACCACCGGUACAAGACCAAGCGCGCGCAGCAGGAGAAGGGCAUCCACGACCAGCACUCGUCCAUGACGUCGCUGCCCAGCCCCCGGCGCGUGGCCGUGCCCGUGCUCGUGCGCGACGGCAAGCCCUGCGGCGGCAAGAGCCCCGGCGACCACAUGCACCUGCCGCCCUACCCGCACCCCGCGCACGCGGGGCCGCCGCCCAGCCACCACCUGGUGCUGUCCCACCAGACGAGAGGCUGGGCCUGGUAGUGUGCGCAGCGCCAGGCCGCGCCCCGGACCGGACGCCCACCUCUCCCCCAUCUGUGAUACUCUAUCCUGUACAAAAAAAGAAGAGAGACGAGUCGCUCGCGGCGCUCCUUAUCGGCACCGUGCGGAAACGUCGUGGCAAUUUUACGAAGAGCUGGAGAUCUUCAACCUGUUGCGCUCGAGGUUUUUAUUGUAACCAUGUUUUAGGGGUUUCGGCGGAACUUGAAGCCCAGGUGUUGGUAAAGUUGCGGGCGUUUUCGAUGUUGGGCUGACCGCGGUACGCCUCCCCCUUCCUCUUCCUCAAUCAUUGUGUUCCAAACUACGAUGGAAAGGGGCUAGUUUAAAAUAAAUUUUUGCCUUCUUGUUUCACGUAUAGUUUUGUUGUAGUAGUAUGUGGUAAUGAUAGAGAUUAUAUUGAUAAGAGUGAUAGUUGUAAUACUGGUACUAUGUGUUGUUAUUGUCGUUUUUUGAUGUCAUGUUCGAUCGCUUCUGAAUCGCGUGGUGGUUUCAAGGCCCGCUGCGAAAGUGGGUCAUUUUGUGAUGCAGUGCGCCUGCUAGGGCUAAGUGAUGAACAAACUGAUCUCUGGGUGUUAGGUCUCUUUUUAUUCGUCAGGUUUGUUGUACGUCGAUACUCCCUGAGUUUUUGAGAUAGUAAUACUAUUUUCCAUUGUGUUCCUAUAGAAUACACGCAAAGCUAUAUUUUGCAUCGUUACCAAAGAAUUUAUUCAUGCUGUAUAUUCCCAUUUGUAUGAUAUUACAUACUAGGCCCUAGGCAAAUUCUGUUAUAAAUUCUUAUACGAGUCUGAUGCAUGCUCUUGUGCAGAUACAUUUCAAAAGAAACAAGCUUUUUGGGAAUUUCCCGAGAUAAGUGUACUUAUGUCAAACAAAUCAUUGCAUUCCAGACUCGCAUACGCAUUUCCCCCUGUACAAAUUGUAAAGAUAUCUAAAUCCCUAUAAAUAUGUACAGAAAAUUUGAAACGGAGUGUGAUAUGAAAUUACGUAUUAUAAAAGUAUAUAUAAGCAUCUCUUUUGCCCUGGUCAGUCAUAAAUUUGUACAUAGAGCAUAGAAAAUUAUAAAGGAGUAGGUAUAUCUUAAAGAUUAUAAAAGAUGUGUUGUGAACGAAUCAAACCAAGUCAACUUGAACUACCGCUAUGAUUCGAGAUCGAAUAAAAUUAAUAUCAAGUUA
Frankliniella occidentalis (western flower thrips) is the source of this 3284-nucleotide messenger RNA. RefSeq names its product homeobox protein Hmx (gene vnd). Gene Ontology annotation, biological process: regulation of transcription by RNA polymerase II; cell differentiation. The record is from RefSeq and is a predicted model, not a curated record. Lineage: Eukaryota; Metazoa; Arthropoda; Insecta; Thysanoptera; Thripidae. Gene Ontology annotation, molecular function: DNA-binding transcription factor activity, RNA polymerase II-specific; RNA polymerase II cis-regulatory region sequence-specific DNA binding. Bases 208 to 2100 code for a protein of 630 amino acids. The transcript has 5 exons. Gene Ontology annotation, cellular component: nucleus.